Molecule: messenger RNA, 2503 nt
Organism: Oryzias latipes (Japanese medaka)
Lineage: Eukaryota; Metazoa; Chordata; Actinopteri; Beloniformes; Adrianichthyidae
Source: RefSeq, a predicted model, not a curated record
AGGAAGACGCAUCCCCCACGAGCUGAAAAACACUUCAUUCGAAGACUUUGAGCGGACCGAAUUUUUGUUCUUUCUAGGGAGGGCUGCCUUCUUUGCAUUUUAUCGUACAAUUCAUGUUUUUUUUUAGUUUCAAAUGUUGUGUAGGGGGAUCUGGUUCUUCUAAGGUUGUUGCCACAUUGAGCUCAGAUCCCACAUGGACCUUCACAGGUGGGAGGACAAGCCUUAGAACUUCUUUGAUCAUCUGGUGACAGACCAAAUAUAAUGGGCUGUGUGCAAUCCAAGGACAAGGAGGCAACCAAAAUCACCGAUGACUGGGACACCCCUGGAGCUGGGUAUCGCUAUGAAGCUGACCCAACUCCGCGGCAGAACCUCAACUUCUCCAUUCCAAACUACAAUGUUGACACCCCUGUUGGACAGUGCUUGACUGUCUUUGGAGGUGUCACUUCCUGUCAAACUGGAACCCUCAGGACUCGUGGUGGAACAGGAGUCACCCUCUUUAUAGCACUUUAUGACUACGAGGCUCGCACAGAAGAUGACCUGAGCUUCAAGAAAGGAGACAAGCUCCAAAUCCUCAACAGCACUGAAGGAGACUGGUGGGAUGCUCGGUCGCUUACCACCGGCUGCAGUGGCUACAUUCCCAGCAAUUACGUGGCUCCGGUGGACUCGGUCCAAGCUGAAGACUGGUAUUUUGGCAAACUUGGCCGUAAGGAUGCAGAGAGACAGCUGCUGUCCGCCGGCAACGCUCGCGGCGCUUACCUUAUCAGAGAGAGUGAAACCACGAUGGGGGCCUUUUCCCUGUCCAUACGGGACUGGGACAGUGUGAAAGGUGACCACGUCAAACAUUAUAAGAUCCGCAAGCUGGACAGUGGUGGGUAUUACAUCACCACCAGGGCCCAGUUUGACAAGCUUCAGCAGCUGGUUCAGCAUUACUCAGACCGAGCUGCAGGUCUCUGCUGUCGCUUGGUGGUUCCCUGCCACAAAGGCAUUCCUUGCCUCGCUGACCUGUCCAUCAAAACCAGAGACGUGUGGGAGAUCCCACGGGAGUCGCUGAAGCUGAUCAGGCGUCUUGGAAAUGGGCAGUUUGGGGAGGUCUGGAUGGGAACGUGGAAUGGUACAACUAAAGUGGCAGUGAAGACGCUAAAGCCUGGCACCAUGUCUCCUGAAUCCUUCCUGGAAGAGGCUCAGAUCAUGAAAAACCUUCACCAUGAUAAGCUGGUUCAGCUCUACGCUGUGGUUUCUGAGGAGCCCAUUUACAUUGUGACUGAGUAUAUGGGCAAAGGAAGCCUUCUGGACUUCCUGAAGACUGGAGAAGGACGAGACUUAAAGCUUCCCGACCUGGUGGACAUGGCAGCACAGGUGUCAGCAGGCAUGGCUUACAUCGAGAGGAUGAAUUACAUCCACAGAGACUUGCGCUCUGCCAACAUCCUGGUUGGGGACAACAUGGGGUGUAAGAUCGCAGACUUUGGCCUAGCAAGACUGAUUGAAGAUAACGAGUACAACGCGCGGCAAGGUGCAAAGUUCCCCAUCAAGUGGACCGCCCCCGAGGCUGCGUUGUAUGGGAAGUUCACCAUCAAGUCUGAUGUGUGGUCAUUUGGGGUCUUUUUAACAGAGCUUGUCACCAAAGGCCGAGUCCCAUACCCAGGCAUGAAUAACAGAGAGGUGCUGGAGCAGGUGGAGCAGGGCUACCGGAUGCCAUGCCCCCAGGACUGCCCCACCUCCAUGCAUGAGCUCAUGCUACAAUGCUGGAAGCAGGAAGCAGAGGGGAGGCCCACCUUCGAAUACCUACAGUUCUUCCUGGAGGACUACUUCACUGCUACUGAGCCUCAGUACCAGCCUGGAGAAAACCUCUGAAGUCAGUGGGAAGAGAUCAGCAGGCCAGGCAGCGCUGACUCUGAACACAAAAGGGAGAAACUGUGGAGAAGUGAGGAGCUGCUGGCGUUCCUGAGGGAACAUCAGCUUCAGGUGUUUUUCCUCUGCAAACAAGAGGAAGAAGAGGUCUCCAGCUUCAUGCAGCAUCAGAGCAGAUUUUUUGACAACUUUGUUUUUACUCCUAAUUUCUAGAAGUGACAUUGAAGGCCUCAGUAGUUCCUCAUUUUCUUUCAUCGGUUUCUCUGCUGUUGUUGCCAUCCACCCUCAUCUCCCCUCAGUUCCCUGAAAGGUUUUCUUGUCAAACUGCAGCUUCUUUCAUAGACUUCAGCUAAUCCAGAAACUCAAUCUGGAUUUUCCACAUCAUCCUCACUUAACUUACUUCUCUAAAAUAUAGAUUUUUAACAAAACUUUUAAACUCAUCCUUAUAUUGGUCUGCAUGCAUGCGUUCCAAAAGCAGCUGAGUUUUCCUCCUUUUGCAGAUCCAAUGAGAAAAGUCAAACUUGUUUAAGGCUAUGUUUUGUGUUCAGUUCACAGCAUUUAACCCUUGUGCUGUUUUAGAUGACCCCACCCCCUUCUAUUGACAUGUUCUCUCUACCAUGACAAAGGUGGAUAAAGGUGGAAAGAUUUCAUGUUA